Messenger RNA from Camelina sativa (false flax), 1470 nucleotides. The record is from RefSeq and is a predicted model, not a curated record. Lineage: Eukaryota; Viridiplantae; Streptophyta; Magnoliopsida; Brassicales; Brassicaceae.
UUUCCAAGUCUCUAUAUUCAGUUGCAGUAUGGUUAGAUCAUUUGAUGAGACCAAAUUUUCUCCUUGUGCUUUUUUGGACAUGACAGGAGGGCAAUAUAGUUUUGAUGCAAAGGAUAACAGUUGGGGGUUUGAAGAGUUCUUGCCCCUUGAUAAACUUCUUGAUCCAUGUGAAAGAUAUAUGGUGAGUGACAGACUCAUUAUACUCGCUGAAGUACAGGUUCUUCCGGCUGUUGUUGUACCAGAGGAACCUGUCAAGAUUAUUGAACCUCUGAGCAGUAAAGAAGGAAAUCAAGUCUCUGACACAUCGUUCAGCAGAUCUCAGGGGCACUCUUCUUGCCAAGUGGCGGAAGCUUCUGAGAAUGCAUCUAAAGAGAAUUUUGAUGAUGAUGAUGAUGCAUCUGAAGAGGGUAUGGAUGAUGAUGAUGCAUUUGAUGAGGGUUCAGAUGAAGAUGAUGCAUCUGAAGAGGGUUCAGAAGAUGAUGAUGAUGAUGCGUCAUCUCCUGUUUCAGAUGAUGGAGGUAUGGACAUAAGUUCUUUGAGCCAAUCAAAUGCUUCGGAGGACGUUUCUCGUUCAGUGGGAAAUUAUGGUAUAAGCUCUAACAGUGUGGCAGCUGAGACUGAGUUUUCCAACUGUGAUAAUGGUGAUGCACCUAAAGAAGAUGCCGAUGAUGAUACUUCAUCUUUUGUUUCAAAGGAUAGUGCUAGAAACAGGAGUUCCCUAGACCAAGUUAAGUCCUUGGAGGAUGCCUCUCAAACAGCAGAAAAUGGUUGUAGGGGGCUUACCAUGGCAUCUGUUACUGGGACUUCUGAUAAUAUGCUUACGGAGACUAGACCAGUAAAGGAAACAAUGGACGUCAAUGGGUUUGAGGUUUUCUCUUCCCAGCAGGUUGAAUCGGUAAGCCAUAUCUUCAAAAGACACCCAGACAUGGCUAUAGGCUUCCGUCCAAAGAACCAACAGAUCAGAAGAGCUUACAUGGAUGCACUCCUUAGCCUCAUCAAGAUGCUGUGCCAGUCACCAGAGAAGCUCUCAGAGGAUGAUCUGAGCAAUGUUGAUGACACACUUGUUGAUUUGAUUGAUGCUGGCUUUAAGUUGGACUGGCUGAAGACAAAGCUAGAUGAGGUCAAUCAGAAAAAAAAGAUGGAGCAGGGUAGUGGGGCCCGGAUACAAACAAUGGAGGAACAGUUGCAGAAGCUGAAGCGAUUGUUCUUGGAUCUUGAAUCUCAGCUGCAGACGGAAAAAGUGGACGCUUUGGUUGCGAGAGCUCCUCUCUCGUUCAACGAUGUUGUUUGCUGAUUUGUUAGGAUUAAUGUGGCCUUGUUAGGUGACUCUUCGUUUUCUUUUAUAAUGCCUCAGAACAAGUCUCAAGUUCAUAUUCUUUAAGUCUUGUGUCGAAUGGGACUGAGUAGUGAAAUUAACCUGAAAUGUAACUAUUUCAAAACUUGUGAACAACUAAAAUGUACGUCUGAGGA